UCGAAUGGCGUCCACUGUGCAGUUGGGUUUUGGUCCUCGCAAUCUUCACGAAAGUUUAUUAAGGUUUAAAGUUUUAUUCCGAAGCUUCUGUGACGAACGCCGUGAAAAAGAACAAGUGAAACUUCCCGAAAAUCGUCAACUGGUUCGUGUGGUGCUGUGAGACACAACAUCUUUUGGUGAAAGUGUGUCCGACUCCGGCGCUUGUGGCAGACAUUGGUGGAACCGGCAAAAGAAGGCAUAUGUUUUAAAUUCAUUUGUCUUGUAAAAAGAGACAAUUUGCGCCUCUAAUUUAUUCUCGGUUCUGAGAAUGAUCUUUCAGAACCGAGACAGAAACCGAGAAACUUUUCUGCAUAUUUCCACAAUCACUGUUCAAAAAGUAGAAGAAUAACGUAUUGCUGUUAGCUCUGGAGGCCUUUCUACUGAUUUCGGCGAAUAGGUUCUGGUUCCGGAAUACCGAAUCAGGUUGACCAACAACGCGACACAAUCCCAGCAUGAUUAACCUUUCCUCGACAAUAUCUUCACAUAAUUAUGCUUGUCGAACCGGCGUCUGCAUGAACACUGUUUCCGGCAACAAUGCAAUUUCUACCGAUUGCGUUUCACGACAUCAUACAUCUGAAUCUUCUACCGUAACCACCGACAUAAUGACCAGAGGUGGCCUCGGACAGCUCGAUCAAGGAUUUGUGAACAGCAAUGGCUACCGAAACCAUCGUUUUGAAUAUGAAAUACCUACCGUUGGCCAGCACUAUGGGAACGCUUUUCUCGUGGCAGAUAAUGACGAAGAGUUAUCGGGAAGAAUUGUUGGCCAACGAUUUCAAUCUGCCAGUGCGCUAAUGAUGGAAGAAGAUUCUAUUAUCGAAUCAGGUAUCCUAAGCAUGGAGGAAAUUGUCGAAGAUCAAGAUCAUGACAUUGAAGAGGAUGAUGAAGAGAAUGUACAAAUGUCUUCUGCAGUAGAAGUUAUAGCAAUCGAUCCAAAUUGCGAUUACAAUACGGAGGACGACGAUGAUGACGAUGAUUAUGACUAUAGUGAAAACGAAGUAAUGGAGGGAUCAGUAGUUCUUUCCGAUGACGAGGGAGAGAAGGAAGAACAAGAAGAUGAAAGUGAUGAUGCCUUGAUACCCGUCCCUACGUCCAUAGUAUCUAAUGAGAAGCAUUGCGAAAGAGGUGCGGUAGUUCAAGGCAUUCGAUCUGUCAUAGAUCCAUCGCAUUACUGUGGUUAUGCUAGAGAUGAAAGUAGUAAUUCUAGCACCUUUGUUGCACUCACUAGCAGUUCCAGUAGCGAUAACAGCAGUAAUAUUAGCAAAGCUAGUUGCACAUACGGCACCAGCAGUUACUAUCAGUUGGAAGCCAACCGACACAAACCCCACCAUUCCGAUGGCCCUAGCAUGGUUAAUUGUUCAAAUUAUUUAACAAUGUCAAGCGGGCCACCGCAGCAAUUGCUUGCAACUUCGCCGAAUGUCGAACGACCUCAACGAACACGUAAACGCUCUUCUAGUCAACGAUACUCGUUUUCUAUGCCACAUUCUCCAGUUUGUGCAGGCAUGAUCGAUGGCAUCAUUAGCUGCCUACCACCUCAAACGAGCUUUAGUUUCGAAGAUCUCGUUUCGCUAGUUGAUCAACAGUGUCCGCUGAAAGAGCUUACUGGGAAAACGAGCAGCCAGUCACUGCUGGAAGAUUCACUUGUGGACGAAAUAGAUGAUGCAAAGAACUUUAGCUUAACAGCGUACAUUUCUGGAGAUGGAGAAUCAACUGCAUCGUGUGACAUGAUUAAUUCCUUCAGUGGAACUGAACGGUUGAAGACAGAACAUGACAAAGAUGCUAACAUAAGUAGAAAUGAGUUUUCUACUGACGUUCGUCGUCAUCCAAAAUCAAAGGGUAAAGAAUUGAAAACUUUGCAUCAACUACUUCUAUUAGACAACCAGAAAAAAAACAACGAGAAGCUUGAAGAUUCUCAAAGUGAUUCCAUGCCAGGCAAACGAAGGUGUACAGCAAAAGCAAGAAGGCUUUUAACAUUAGACUAUGAUAGUGAUUUAGAAGAAAAUGGUAUGCAAUGUUCAAAAAACGGAAAACUGUAUGCUUUAGAAAAUAAUGGCACAAGUGUUCGGAAAGGUAGAAGGAAUGUGGAGUGCAGCACUGAAAAAGAUCCCACAUGGAAUCCGAACGGUGGUGGCAUUCAAAAAGUUCCUCCUAAGCCGAAACACGAUACAAAAUUGUACACGAAGAACGUGCCACCUGGUUUGGCCAAUUCGUCAUCAGCAAUGGUGGAAGUGCAGAAGAAAAGUAUCCACAAUAAUGAAUGCAUCAAAAAUGACGGUGAAAAACCCGUAUCGAGAUUUCCGAAUUCGAAAUUCGUCAAGGGUACGUUCUUAAAAUUUGGUCAAACAAUAAAGAAAGAGCUCCUAAAUGAUGAUCCUGUGCUACAGAUAAAGGCAAAAACGAAACAGCAUCCUUUGAAGCAACUGCCAGAAUCUAAUGUAACCAAUGAUACCCAUAAACAUGACCAUACAUCACGAGCGAAUGCUCGUUUCAAAAAGACAAAUAUUACACUCGAUCACGAUUACUGCUCACCGAAAAACGGCCUUUCAGUUGCUGCUAGCAAUGCAUCAAAUGUAACAAAUGGGAUAGGCAACAACAAGGUUCAGCGUAAGGCAAUCGAAAUACCGUUUCUUUUGCCGACCAAAGAACAACAACGCCAUGAGAGAAAAUUCCUACAAGAGAAGAAACGUAACGAACGCAACGCUAACAACGCAACGGAUUCCACUGAUAGUGUUAAAGAUAAGAAGAAUAAAAUAGCCAGCGUGAAUAGAGGCAGUAGUACAUCAGUAGCUACCCCGAAGGUAACACCACAACCAUCUAACAAACCUAUAUCAGCUAUUACAAAUGUCAAUGUUUCUAACAUUAAAUUGGUCGGUGAUGUUAAACGACCUCAGCAGUCGCUGCUCAAGACAAACCAUAAUUUCACUAAAUGCGACUCUAGUCUCAGCAGGAUCGCGGGAAACACUGGAAGGCAAAGCCCACAACAAAACACGCAGAUGUUUUCUGGGGCAUUAGCAGUUAUCUCUCAUGAAAAUAAUCAAAAACUCGUAGCGACGACGCUCGAAACAUUGAAUGAUUCUAAACCACAUAACACGACAAAGGCGGUCAUACGUAAAAAGUUAAAUCUUCAAGAGUACAAAAAGCGUCGCGAAUAUCCUAUUGCAACAGUGACAAUUCAAAGUAAUGACCGUGACGAUACAUUGAAAGGUUCAUGCGGAUACUCUAGUAACAGGAUAGCACUGUUCCCAACAGAUGAGAAUGAAACGGCGACCACGGUUGAAGCGCGAAACGAAGUCAAACUAGUUUCUGACACAGUAGUGGCAGAACAGAAGAUUUUUGCAACUACAGUGCAAGAGGCAGCUGUUAAGAUCACGAAGCGAUUGGAUCCAAUUUCUGCAGCAAAGCUGAAAGCGCUUCGUAUGCAACAGCUUAAGAAGCAGGCUGCUAUCAAAUCGGACGAAGCAAAACUUAGCCAAAAAAUGCCACUUUUACCAAUUGUACCACUGGCAGAGAUAACUUCAUUGCAGUUCGAUGAGUUCGGUAAUCCGCGGCCAGUUGGUGGAGCAAAUGAUAGGAAGGCGAACCAGGUGAAUGAAGAUCGUGAAACAUUAACGCUACAUGAGGCUUAUGAAGAGAUAAUCAUUGUAUCAAUUGGUUGUAAUACUUUAUUGUCGAUCGCACCGGAAGAGCUAGACUCCGUAGAAGAUUCACGGCAAUCGCCGACGAAAAGCAGUGGCAAAGAUAGUCCCGUUCAAGAUUCAUCACUUUUGUGUAACAUAACAGACACCAUCAAGCGCUGUUGUCCGUCGGUUACCGAUGUUCCUGGCAGCUCGCUAAUAGCGAGUAUCCAGGAAGUGGUUAACAAAAAAACAAAUUCCAGUGGAGCUAAUGUCCCAACUUUAGGGCGUCCUCAGCGUAACAAGAAGAUUCAAUGUACAUCGACAUCAGCGGCGGAAAAUGCUGUUACCUUGAAGAUAGGUACUUUCGAUGGAAGUGUUGAUAAAUUUUAUGAAGGUCAACAAGAGCAGUUCCACGAUUCUCCGAGUCUAGGUGUUUCGCCGCCUAGUUCCUUUUCUCCGGGUAAACCGGAAAAAGCACACACUUCUACUUCGGAGACAGCAUACUACAAAAAAUCUUGUCAACCUCUCAAGCAAAGUUCGAUGGAGGUCAAAUGUCAAUCCUCCAAAGUCGAUGAAACAGUGGAACAUGGUGAAGACAAGGUUAUUAUGCAUUUGCGCAAAGAUCGCCAACGCUCUCAACAAAUAGACGCAGUGACGCAAACUGAACCUUCGAAACGAUUUCCUCCAUUACGUCAACUUUUGCCUGUAAUAGGUAGAUCAAACGAACUGUAUAAAAACGGGCAGCGCAAUUUUCUAGUUGAUAUCGCAAACAGUAUCAUAUCUAAUGAGCAUGGGACAAUCCAAUAUCCGAGGCAGUUCAAUGUAGAGAGUUCUUUACGCAACUCUCGAACAGAUCGAAACGAUGAUAAAAAGUCAUCAUCGUGUGAAGAAUUAGAAAACACCAGUGCGACUAGUGCUUGUCGUAAAAGCUGGUCACAUUCAAAACAUCGCAUGAAAUACUCGAAGGAUCGUAGUCGCAGUCGCAGUCGCAGUCGAUACAGUUCAACGACCCGUCGAUCCUCGUGUUCACGUUCGCGAAGGAGCCAAUCGUAUCGUGAUAAUCGCCGUUGUAGCAGUAGUCUCAAGCACAGUGGUCGAUAUUCACGCAGUCGCCGGAGAUCGCGCACAUCUUCGAGAUCGUCACAUUCGUCGUUCUACGGAGGUGGUGCAUCUCACAACGGUCGUCGUUCGAUGUCUUCUUCUACAUCAAGUUCUUCUAUGUCAUCUUCCUCGUCACGAAUCACGCCACGUUCAAUCCGUUCGUCGUUUAGCCGAUCACGCUCGCGUUCGCGAUCUCGUUCACGAUCUCGUUCACGAUCGUAUCACUCACGCGAACGUGGAAGUAACCGACGAAUGACAUCACCUGAACGAAAAAUUGUUUACGUCGGAAGAUUGGAAAAGAACAUCAUAAAGGAAGAGUUGCACAAAAAAUUUAAGCCGUAUGGUAAAGUAAUUAGAAUAACUUUACACACCAAGGAUAAUGGGUCUCGUUAUGGUUUCGUCACAUUUGAAAAACCUCAACAAGCGUAUAGCGUGAUCGAUGCAAGUGGAACAGAUGUUAACCUGCGGAAUUAUGAUAUUAGCUUCGGUGGAAGACGUGCAUUUUGUCGCACGCAGUACGCUGACUUAGAUGGCGAAUUAUCGGUCGAUCAGCAUCAUCAGAUGCCGUAUGUGAUGCUGGACGGCUCGGUAGUACCGCCCAGGUCAGUCGUCGCAUAUAAUUCAUCUCGGUGCCACAAGGAAUCGAUUGGGUACAGUGGUCGAGCCACUGAUGGUAACGAUAGUUUCGAGAAUCUGUUAAUGCAGUUUAAAAAAGAAAUUUGCGCAAUGAAACCCCGAAAGCCAUGACCUCGCAGUUGAUCGCGUGAAGAGACAUUAUCUCUUAAUAAGAGACUAAGGCGAAGUGUGACGGAAAGAUAGAUGUAAUGGUAGUGAAAGACACCAACACAAAGUACUAAUGGAAGACUGUUCGUACGAAAUACUGGCUCUAUUCUACCUCAAAGUUAAAAUUAUAUGGUAUGUAAUAUGCUACUUGCUUUACGAUGCAUAUACCGUUUUGGCAGUAAAUGUUCAACAUAAGCGAAUCAUUAUCCAUGUGUCUGAUAUGAUUUCGUGGUUUUAUGUUUGGAAACCCAGGAGCAGGAAAGUAACUCGCAAGGUUAAGAUUUGUAUUGUAUACCAAUCGAACUUUUUUCAUGAGAGUUAUCACGAUUCACUGCUAAGUCAAGUAAACUUGACGUACGAUCCGCUGCCAUGUCAAUUCGUUGAACUACAACUAAAAUAAAGACUGGAUUAUCCUGCUUUUUAAACGCGAAACAAAGAGACAUAGGAAAUGCAAAUGCUAAAAAGAUCAAUAAUGUUGUUCUGUUUUAUAAUUCUCUCUGAAAGGAAUCAUUGUAAAUCAUAAAUUCUAUCGAUAACAAUAAAUCUACGGUGAGGCUACUAUUGGGUGACCACGUGCAAAAAGUGAAUUGUAGUUUUCGAUUUGAAUGACGAUAAAUUCAAGGAAAACCAGCUGUGAUCGUCAUAAUGGUAAACUUUGCACAUUGUAUUCUACACUAGGAUAUGUCGUCUGCAAGAGUCUGCAGGCUUAAGAUGUGGUCUCAUGCUCUCUCAUUUCCAUACUUUUUUCCUUUGGUAGAUUUCUUUGAUAAAUAUUGAUGCUCAAUAUUGGUUGUUGUUUCACACAAUAUUAUUUCUUGAAUUAUGAGCCUAAAAGUAACAACCCGAUGUGUUUGGUUAAACGUUACAAAGAAGACUGAUUUUAUUAAUUCUAAUUUCUCUAUCGCAUCCUACGUUCUUCCGUUGCGGUCGUGUCCGUGUGCGGUCGCGGUCGUGUUCGUGUAGCGUAGCGUCGGCUAGCAUGAGUGGAGCGUCGUUAUCGUGUAUCGAUGAUAACUCAUGAUUAAUUGUUUUUUUACAUUUUUGUAGAUACACACGCAAUCUAAUGUCAGAAUUAUUUUAAUUAAUUAGCAAUUUCUUGAGGUGCAGUAGUUAGACACGAUUUUUCGUCUAGUGAAUUUCAUAAUUAUUCUUAAUUAGGAUUGAAAAUGUUUCAAAAUUAAUGUAAAAAAUAUGUUUCGAAGAGUGCAAAAUAAAUCGUUGGUUACGUUUAUACCGCGUAUCGGGGUGUAUGGAAUC
Molecule: messenger RNA, 6794 nt
Organism: Anopheles bellator
Lineage: Eukaryota; Metazoa; Arthropoda; Insecta; Diptera; Culicidae
Gene: srl
Exons: 7
Coding region: 492-5501 (1669 amino acids)
Biological process (GO): positive regulation of transcription by RNA polymerase II
Cellular component (GO): nucleus
Molecular function (GO): transcription factor binding; RNA binding
Source: RefSeq, a predicted model, not a curated record